Molecule: messenger RNA, 666 nt
Organism: Meloidogyne enterolobii
Lineage: Eukaryota; Metazoa; Nematoda; Chromadorea; Rhabditida; Meloidogynidae
Source: the annotation of a GenBank genome assembly
AUGAGGAGAAUUUUAGUUUUUGACUUCCAUCAUUUACGAAUUAUUACCAAACUUCAAUCGCGUCUAGAAAAUGCUCUUUCUCAACGACGAUUUUAUGAUGCUCAUCAAAUUAUUCGAACAUUGCAAACUCGAAUGCUUCAAAAACAGAUUAACGUAAAUGACCCAAAUUCUGAAGCAAAUGUUGAAGAAUUACUUGAAUUAAUUUAUAAUUGUUGUUUGACUUUUUGUAAAGUGCUAUUGACCUUGCUGAACUUUAUGUGGACACUUCUUUUCACCAAAUUGCCAGGCAAAUUGGAAGGAGAGGAAAUUAAUAGUGACGACAAAGACUCAGAGACUUUUGAUUCGGAUAAAUCUUUACCUAAAGAUCGACGAACUCCUUUUUUAAAUAAAACAUUGGAUUGGGCAUUAAAAAAUACUGGUGGAUGUCCAGAUUUGUUGAAUUCUGUUGUUUUAUUACAGCAACGUUUUGCAAAAGUUUUGGAAAAUGAGGGACGGAAUCAGCAGGCAGAGAGAUUGAAUAAAGCUGCUGAUUGGUUGGUUAAAGAGAUUAAUCGCAAGAUGCAAUCAACAUCUGGAACUUCUCAUUCAUUGAAUAAAGAAGAAAUGACCGGAGAACAACAAAUAAAUCAGACAGGACAAGGAGUUAGUGACAUUGACUUGGAUUGA